AUGGCAACUCCUCAGAUACCAGAUUGUAAAAGACCGUUGGGAUUGGAAAAAGGCCGAAUAUUGAAUGGGUCCAUAACAGCCUCUUCCCAAGAAAAUGAAAACGCUGGACCUGAAAAUGCCAGACUUAACUUUAAAGGGGCAUGGAGCCCACUAGACAUUGAACAGAACCAGUGGCUGCAGGUUGACUUUGGAGCUGAGACACGAGUUACGGGCAUUUCUACCCAGGGACAUUAUAACUUUGAUACUUGGGUUGAGAGUUACACACUGAGAUACAGUGAUGAUGGCUCAAACUUUGAACAUUAUCAGCCAGAGUUAUACACCAAGACUUUUUCAGGGAACAAGGACAGAAACAGCGUUGUCAGUCAUGAGCUCGUCCCACCAAUACAAGCACCGUACAUCAGAGUUAUUCCUGAGUCUUGGCACUACUAUAUAGCUUUGCGGCUGGAGUUCUAUGGCUGCCUUGCAAGUUCUUCUUCAUCUACUGAGAACGAGUUAGGUUUUCCUAGCCCCACACCGCAACCAUAUUGUGAAAAAGACUUAGGAAUGCAAAGUUAUGCUAUCCCAGACUCCUCAGUGACGGCCUCCAGCAUGCUUUGGGCGUUUGCUAAGGCAGGUAAUGGACGGCUUCAUUUGAUUUCAACUCCUGGAGAAAAUGAUGGCGGAUGGAUAGCAGAACCGAACAAAGAAGAGAACAGCUGGUUUCAAGUGGAUUUUGGACAUUGGACUAAGGUGACAGCAAUUUCAACUCAGGGCAGACAAGGUUUCUUUUUCAACUGGGUAACAAAAUACGGCGUGUCCUACAGUUACGACGGGAUAUUUUUCAUGGAUUAUAAAGAGAAUGGAGAAGUUGCAAAGAUUUUUGAUGGAAACACAGAUCAAAACACAGUGGUAAAUCACAAGCUGAAGCAUCCCAUCAUUGCCCGCUACAUCCGAAUCAUUCCAAUAGACUACCACAACUUGAUUUCCUUGAGAGCUGAGUUUUAUGGCUGUAGAUCUGGUAAGUAUAGUAGUCGUUGGCUCCAAAGUAAGAUUUAUGUUUACCGCUCAAUGAACCUUCAGAGCGUUUUCGGUUUUCAUUUAUUUAGACAGGAAUAGGUAGGGUACUUUGCAGAAGGAGAAAGGGUUUUCAACUCCAAAUUUACAAAACAAAAGCUAGCUAUAAAUCAAAAGCCUCACACCCUUGAAAUUAAACAGUUCGAGACAUCUUUUAUAUCUGCAAAACCUUUUCUGUCACAGGUAAUAACGGAGUUUUAAUCAAUCAUCAAUCAAUCCCUAGCUCAGUUAUUGGUAGUGGCCAGUACUCUUUGCUCUAUUAGCAGUUAAUUAACUCUCCGCAGGUUUUCCAGUUCCCAAGAUCUCCGGUUGUAGAA
Molecule: messenger RNA, 1370 nt
Organism: Orbicella faveolata
Lineage: Eukaryota; Metazoa; Cnidaria; Anthozoa; Scleractinia; Merulinidae
Biological process (GO): signal transduction
Source: RefSeq, a predicted model, not a curated record